UUUGUCAGCCCUGGCAUUUCACUGAUUAGGCUAUUUGUCAUUCACUAUACGUUACUGGGGUAAAGUGUUGCCUGACAGUGUCCAUGUUUGCCGCAGUAUGUGGGUGACAGUAGCCAUUGUUUCCGUGAUUGUCUGCUUAUUGUGGAGUCUGACUGGUCGACGGAAGGGACUCCCACCAGGUCCGACAUGUUAUCCAAUCAUAGGGAAUGUCGGACUCAUCAAACCGUCAGAAGCCGUGAAAGAUCAUAGAAGACUAAGGAAGAUUUACGGAGAUUUCUACUCCUUAAUGAUCUUCCAUAGACCUGUCAUUUUCAUCCAUGGUCUCCAUAACAUACGGGAACUUUUGGUCAAACACGGGGAUGUGUUCUCAGACAGACCAAAGGUGUUUCCAUCUGAAGUCCUUGCUAAAAGAAAAGGUUUGGCCUGGUCUUCUGGGUCAUGGUGGAAGGAACAGAGAACAUUUGCUCUGACAACGAUGCGAAAAUUUGGAUUUGGAAGACGAUGUCUCCAAAGCCAAGUGAUGGAGGAAGUGGACUGUUUGAUGGAAGAGUUUGAAAAAUACGAAGGUCAACCAUUUGACAUCCAAGAACAACUAAAAAUUAGCAUAUCAAAUGUGAUAUGCUCACUUCUAUUUGGCAAAAGGUUCGACUAUGAAGACGCAAAAUUCAAGCGGUUGUUGGGCUUGUUCAAAACAAUAUUGAAAGCUUUAAAUCUUUCAGCCCCGGCAUUCUUUUUUCCUCAGUUGACCCCUUUUACUGGCUUUAACAAAGCACUUCCAGUUAUCAAAGCUCUGACUGAAUUUGUUGGUGAAAUUGUCGAGGAACACAGACAAAACUUUGACGAGAACAACAUCAAUGAUUAUAUUGACGCCUACCUCGCAGAGCAGAAACGCAGGACUGGUGAAAUUAACACCACAUUCACAGAUGAGCAACUCACUGGUUCUGUUCGAGAUUUUUUCACUGCUGGGACGCAACCGACAUCAUUAACAUUGACUUGGACCCUUCUGUAUUUAACUAACUAUCCCGAGAUGCAGAGAAAACUCCAGAAGGACAUCGAUAGUGCUAUAGGUCAAGGCCAGCCCAAUAUGGAACAUAAAGAACAGUUGCCAAUGGUGGAGGCAUUUAUACUUGAGGUUCAGCGAAUGGCGAACAUUGUUCCUUUGAACCUACCGCAUACAACAAACGAUGACUUUUGGUAUCAAGGUUAUCUCUUUCCAAAGGGAGCAGUUAUGUUUUUCUUAAUAGAUUCUGUGCUGUCUGAUCCGAACAUUUUUCCAGAGCCUUCGAAAUUCAGACCAGAGAGAUUUUUGGACGAGAACGGAAAAUGUUCUUCAGUGCAGAAAGACAAACUCAUUGCUUUCUCAACAGGUCGCCGAAUAUGUCUAGGAGAGCCACUCGCCAAAAUGGAGCUAUUUCUGUUCUUGACAAGAAUCUUGCAGAGAUUUGAUGUAAAGCCAGAAAGCCCUGAUUGUUUGCCAUCCCUGAAGGCAUCACUUGGUUUUGCCAACGAGCCGCAAGCCUUUAAUUUGAGACUUGUUAAACGUUGAGACACUACUCUUGUAAUGAAGACGAAGAAGUUUCAGUACAGUGUCCAGGAGCUUCAAAUGAAGAAUCGUUUUCAUUGCGACAUAAAUAACAGCAGAUGUAGAUAUUUUUUAAAAAUUGUGUUUGUCUGUUAUAGAAUAAGUAUAUACGCCCAAGAAAUAUAUUAAAUUGUGUAAUGUAGAUCAUUGGAGACUUAUGUUAGCUCCAAAAGUCUUUUUUUGAAUUAUAAAUUUGAACUUAUUGUUGACACUUUUUCCGUUUUAAGAACGUAAGUUGUGCUUUUCUGUUUAAGGAAAGAUAAUGGUGAAACUGGAUUGUAAAUAUAAUCACGUUUAACUGUGUUGAUGAUCCUUUUUAAUGUGAUUGUCACCGACUUCUGAGCCUUUAGUACUAAAUCCAGGGUAACUUGCAAGAGAAUUCUUAUUGGUUAAUGUGCUAGGUGGAUAACCUGAAUUCAGGCGUAAGUAACUUGAAGUCACAAUGCAUUGUCUUUCUACUUGCUUUAAAACUAUCCUCAGAUAUUUAACUUAGUACGCAUUUCAUUCAAAUGAAGUAAAUAAUCAGGCUGCAGGGUCCUUAGGCAAUUUUAUAUUUGAUUCAGAAUUUGUAUUGUGUUUUUGAAUUGUAUUAUAAAACACACAUGAAAUUUUAAUUGUUAUUAAACAAAUUUCCCUUC
Messenger RNA from Saccostrea echinata, 2220 nucleotides. RefSeq names its product cytochrome P450 2C20-like. The coding region runs from base 98 to 1546 and encodes 482 amino acids. The transcript has 4 exons. The record is from RefSeq and is a predicted model, not a curated record. Gene Ontology annotation, biological process: xenobiotic metabolic process. NCBI's taxonomy places the organism in Eukaryota, Metazoa, Mollusca, Bivalvia, Ostreida, Ostreidae. Gene Ontology annotation, molecular function: heme binding; oxidoreductase activity, acting on paired donors, with incorporation or reduction of molecular oxygen, reduced flavin or flavoprotein as one donor, and incorporation of one atom of oxygen; iron ion binding. Gene Ontology annotation, cellular component: cytoplasm; intracellular membrane-bounded organelle.